Messenger RNA from Topomyia yanbarensis, 1448 nucleotides. RefSeq names its product NADH dehydrogenase [ubiquinone] 1 alpha subcomplex subunit 10, mitochondrial (gene ND-42). Gene Ontology annotation, biological process: mitochondrial electron transport, NADH to ubiquinone. The transcript has 3 exons. NCBI's taxonomy places the organism in Eukaryota, Metazoa, Arthropoda, Insecta, Diptera, Culicidae. Bases 172 to 1374 code for a protein of 400 amino acids. Gene Ontology annotation, cellular component: cytoplasm. The record is from RefSeq and is a predicted model, not a curated record.
GCAUCUCUGGCCCUAAUGAAAGAUCUGUUUCGAACUAUCGUAUUUUCGCUCGAAGGAACACUUCGGUUUCCGUAAAAAACAGCAUCUUUGAUUUUUGAUAAAUUUCACUGCAAACUUCUGAAUAGUCUUUCCAAACAGUUGGUAAGUCUUUUACUGCUACAAAACGUCACCAUGUCCGGUGUAUUUCGGGUUGGCAUCCGGUUUUUAAAUCGUGCGGCACCGGUCAAAUGCAUUCUUGAACCGAGAACUUGCUCCCCGAUGUUCAUUCCGGCCUGCAAUAUAUCUGGUAAGACUUUGCGCGGCUCUAAUCUUAGCAGACCAAAACCCUUUCCCUACCUUGAAAAGGAAUAUACGGCAUUCCAAGCGUGCAAGGAUGUCCUAUUUAAGACUACCACUAGCCGAUUUGACGAGAACACUAAGGUCGUAGUUGUUGAUGGUCCGAUUGCUGCUGGUAAGUCUGCAUUUGCAAAAGAACUUGCGACUGAGUUGGAGAUGAAGUAUUUCCCAGAGUCGAACAUGGAUAGUUAUUACCUGAAUCGCUACGGAUAUGAUAUGCGUCAAUUAGAUCCGCAGUUACCGCCCAACAUGCGAAGUUUCGAUACGAACAAUUUUCUACAAGAUCCUACCAAUCGAAAUGUGGCGACUUUUCAAAUUCGCAUGAUGGUGCUGCGUUACUCGCAGUAUAUCGAUGCUCUGGCACAUCUCUUCUCCACCGGUGAAGGAGUGGUGCUGGAUCGGUGCGUCUACUCGGACUUCGUUUUUCUUGAAGCCAUGUACAAAAGCGGAUUUAUUUCCAAAGCUGCUCGUUCCGUCUAUUACGACUUGGUCAAGAAUACUUUCGCGGAACUUAUGAAGCCACAUUUAGUCAUCUAUCUGGAUGUUCCCGUUCAGGUGGUUAAAGAUCGCAUCAAAAAACGAGCUCAUCCAGCUGAAGUAAACACAAAAGUGCUGACCGACCAAUAUCUAAAGGAUAUGGAACAAAUCUAUAAGCAGCAAUACUUGAAGGAUAUCAGCAACCAUGCUGAGUUGCUAGUUUACGACUGGUCGGACUACGGUGAAACAGAAGUCGUUGUUGAGGAUAUUGAGCGUAUCGAUUUUGACCGCUUCGACAAGGAUGAUACACACAUGCGUGAUUGGCGAAUGGAAAACGAAGAAGAAUGGACCGAGGCACGCGCCCGUUACAUGAACAAGCCGGACUUGCUGAACUUCUUCAACGUACCGCGCUACGAUGUCCCUGAACUGGUUGUAUCGCCUGAGGACUUUAAAGAUUGGUACGACGUUUGGUUUGAAGCUCCAGGCAUGAAGUUUCGCAAGGGAUACAAUGUUGAGUGCGGAGACACUGGCAUUUUGACCAAAACCAAGCUGACGUUCUAAAUUUGUUACAUCUUUAAUUCUGAGUGCGAAAACUAUCGCUUUUAGUGUGGUUAAUAAAUGCGAAUAAGUUGUAA